This is a messenger RNA of Aspergillus puulaauensis, 291 nucleotides long. RefSeq lists its product as uncharacterized. The transcript has 2 exons. The record is from RefSeq and is a predicted model, not a curated record. Bases 1 to 291 code for a protein of 96 amino acids. Lineage: Eukaryota; Fungi; Ascomycota; Eurotiomycetes; Eurotiales; Aspergillaceae.
AUGAAGUCUGUCAUGAGUGGUCUCACCAUAUUCGCUGCCCUUGCAGCCGCUGGUACAAUCGAGUUCUGCAGUGAUACCGCAUGUGGUUCGAGUUGCUCCGACCAGUCUACCUCGGGCCUGGCCUGUAGAGCUUUGGGUGGUAUCAAGAGCACCCAGGCAACCCAGCUGGAUGAUGGUUGCAGUUUCACCAUCUAUACCGACGCCAGUUGCAGUGAUAAUGGUGUGGCUGUACCCUUGAACAGCUGCAUCAUCAACAAUAAUGGGUUCGGAUCUUACAGCUAUGAUUGCUAG